CUUUCCCUUUUGUUUUUUAUUUUAUUUUAUUUAUUUAUUGUAGAAAGAGAAAACUUUUCCCACACAUAUUUUUUUUUAAAUAAAUGUCUUCUUCAACCUUUUUAAAUCCUCAUACACAUAAUUUACUGAGUCAAGGAAACAUAAUUGAAGAAGAAGAAGAAAAAGAAACGGAACAAGAGUUAAGGGAUGAGUCACCUUCUCUUAGAAAUCUUUCUAUUUCCUCUGCAGGAAGUAUUGAUAUUCAUGGACAAGCUGUUUCAUCAGAUAUCUUAGUAGCACUUUUGGACAGAUCUGUAGAGAUGAAAGACCUUGCAGCCCGCAAUACACAAUUUUAUGACACUUUAGAACAUUAUAUCACAGAAACACAAGGUGAAUCUGCUUGGCAACGUUUUCAAGAGAUUGUUUAUAAGCCUCGUGAAAAAUUACCUGAUCGUGUUUGGAUGAAUCAAAUCAGUCAUUUCUUAUCUCAUAAUCCUGUCUUUUUAACCAAAUUUAAAGAAAGCGUUGGUUAUACCGAUGAUAAUGAUGAUGAUUUUAUAAAUGAUGUUAUUCCAAUACCUCGUAAACUACCAUCCUCACGAAGCUCUGGCUCUAUUAAUACGAUAGGAAGUGCAGGGUAUCGUCAGAAUCGUAGAUCAUCAACUAUGAGUUUAGGUGACGCUUUAGAGUAUAAUGAUGAGGAUCAUAUUCUUCAUGAAGAAGCACCACAGGUACCAGAAGGCAUGUUUGCUAGUGAGGAUCAGUUUUAUCAACAACACCACCAGCAAUAUCCACCUUUAGGCGGAGGAGGGGGAAGACGUCGUUCUUCCUAUCAUUUGAUUCAAUCUGAACCACACCCUACUUUUACAGAUACAACAAUUGAGGAAGUAGAUGAAGCUAAUAUUGACAUAGAUAAGGAUGAUGAAAGUGAUCAUUUAUCAGAUCUUCUUGAUAGUGAUGAAGAAAAUGAGGACAUAAUAGUAUACGGGAAUAAGGAAAAUAUGGCAAUGGAUUCAAGAAAUCGAGUCAAAGAAAGUGGAGCAGGUAGUUCAACACCUACUACAAAUAAAUCAAAGAGCGCACACCCAUAUUCAGAAAUGGAUCUUAUCAAACUGAGAAACUAUCCUGAUUUCCAAUUGAAAUUACCACAGUCACAUCCGUCUUUCUUUCGUAAAGCGAAACAACUUUUGUCAAUUGCUCCUUCUUCGCGUCACUUAUCAGCUACGAUACGACGUAAUUCAAUUUUAGAAGAUGCUAUGCCACCAAGUCCUGUCGCAGAAUUAGAUGAGCCUUGCUUUCAAACGUGUGAAGCCAUUGAUGAAGAAGAAAGAGACGGAGGACAUUUGGCUCAACUCAUUUGUUGUACAAGGCGGCAACAGCCAGAUGAUAUUGCUUGGUUAAAUAGUGUUAUGGAAGCAUUAGCUGGUUGGCCAGAAUUAGUCGAUCAAUUAUAUGAUAUUAUUCAUGAUUCCCUGGAGGAGCAUAGAGAACACUAGCAAACAUAGGUUAAUAUUGAAUUGGUGUCUUGUAUGAAGUAAUUUUAUAUAAAUUUUAAAGAAAUAUCUUGAAAUAUUGUUUUGACUAAUAUAUAAUAAAGCUAAUCUUUUGU
Molecule: messenger RNA, 1588 nt
Organism: Cokeromyces recurvatus
Lineage: Eukaryota; Fungi; Mucoromycota; Mucoromycetes; Mucorales; Mucoraceae
Exons: 1
Coding region: 84-1475 (463 amino acids)
Source: RefSeq, a predicted model, not a curated record